CCACCCCCCUCUCCCCCACACACACCCAUGGCUUCCCGUGCUGCUGUUGCUGCCGUCGCAGACCUGGCAAAGGUCGUCCGCGAGGUCCGCUUCCACUUUUGUGAAUACUCGUCAGCCUCUGAGCCCAUGCGCAACUACGUGGCCUCCAACUACGUCGCGCUGAAGAAGGCCAACCCGGAGGUGCCGCUGCUGGUCCGCCCGGCGCCCGGCGUCUCCCCGCACAUUGUCCUUCGCCUGCCCAAGGGCGUGGAGACCACCAUUCCGCUCGCUGACGCUGCCGACCCGGCCGACAUUGCCGACCGCCUCACCACCACCAUCAAGACCAUCUAA
Thecamonas trahens ATCC 50062 is the source of this 330-nucleotide messenger RNA. RefSeq lists its product as uncharacterized. NCBI's taxonomy places the organism in Eukaryota, Apusomonadida, Apusomonadidae. The record is from RefSeq and is a predicted model, not a curated record. Bases 28 to 330 code for a protein of 100 amino acids. The transcript has 2 exons.